Molecule: messenger RNA, 4293 nt
Organism: Pogonomyrmex barbatus (red harvester ant)
Lineage: Eukaryota; Metazoa; Arthropoda; Insecta; Hymenoptera; Formicidae
Gene: Lrch
Product: Leucine-rich-repeats and calponin homology domain protein
Cellular component (GO): cytoplasm
Molecular function (GO): protein binding
Source: RefSeq, a predicted model, not a curated record
CACGAAUCUACUAAAGAAGACAAUAUCCUGAUCCGCAGUCGAAACCAAUUGACAUCACUACCUCGAGAGAUAUGCAGGCUACCCCUUCAGACAUUGCUAGUCGCGCACAACAGAUUAGCAUCUCUGCCAGACGAGCUCGGCAGGAUGACAGCAUUGGCAGAACUGGACGCAGGUUGCAACGAAAUCACGAGUCUUCCACCUCGAAUGGGCGACCUUGCGCGACUCCGGUCUCUAGACUUGAGGAGCAACUUGUUGGUGCACCUGCCUAUAGAACUGACGUACCUGAGACUCGUGAAGCUGGAUAUUAGCGGCAAUCGAAUAUCUGUGCUUCCAAAUGAGAUGAGGAAGAUGAAGAGCUUGGUGGAUUUUAAACUGUCUGAUAAUCCGUUAACUUCGCCGCCUGCCUCGCUAUGCAUUCGCGGGCGAACGCACAUUUUCAAGUACUUGGAGAGACAGGCAGCGAAACACGAGAGAGCUAGAGGCAGUCGGACGCGACGGACACCUCUGGACACGAGGGGUCACGCGACACUGGACACGAGGUCACACCGGCGGCACAACGUUGACAGCGGAUACAGCACCAGCGACGGUGUCGACAAACGUUGGUCCCAGGAAAUCCACAGCGCGGUGCACGACGGCGAAGUUCGCGGCUUGUGGCGGCAGGAGUGCUCACCGCUUUCGAUAACAUUACCACACGAGGUAGGCGUGAACGGAUCCUGUAGCGGUACAUCGACACCCAGCACAAUUUCACCUGGGGAGCACACAUCUCUGGAAGAUGAGUUGGGCAAGGCAAUGAUACUGCACGAUCAACUGGAAAAGAGGAGAUUGGAGAGGAGCACGUCGGAGAAUGGGGCAGACAUUAGAAGACCGAUGAUCUCUGGCCUUCAUCACACAUCGAUUACGCCACCGGGCCAUCUGGAGUCCACGCAUUUGACGAGUCAAUCGCAGCAGAUAUCGUCCGCGCAGCAAUCAGUACAUCCGCUUCAAACGGCAACGAAUCCCGCUGCGAUGGUGAACGGCGAUGAUAAGGGGUCGUUCAAUCACAUACAGACGUACAGGGAGUACAAAGAAGCUCUAAAGCAACAAAGAGCUAAUGAAGGUCCAAGCGUGUACAGACCUCGCGAGCAAGUGACACCUCCAGGCAACGAGACGCAGAAUGAGACCGAUACUGGUAACAAUAAAGAAACCAUAGCUUUGACCGGCAAACAAAUCUUCAACGAAGAUAACGCGUUGAAGAGGCCAGUGCAAAAAGUUACUCCGUCACGAAUAAAUUACCAAAACAUGCCGAUUAUCAAUGGCAGUAACAGCGAGUACAAUAAUAAAAAUGGAAAAUAUCUCGAGCAACCGUACAAAAAGCCCAGCUCGCCCAUCAAAACUUCGAGUAGUAUUCUGUCCACAAACUCAAGUCCAGUGCACGCGCCCAGGCUGGUGAAAACUGCUGUUGGUUACGUUGAAGGCAACAAGAGUCCCAGUAGAAACGGCGGUAGUCCAAAAUCUCCGCGAUCCGUCACAUGGAAUAGUAAUGUGCCUGAAAAAUAUUCCUUUACUAUGAGAAGAGAGUUCGAGCGGGCCAAAGAAGAAGCUGAUCUCAUCGAACAACUACGAAAUCAUAUAGAGACAAGAUUGAAAAUGGCAAUGCCAGAAGACCUCGCACCAGCGUUAACGGAUGGCGUUGUUCUCUGCCACUUAGCGAAUCAUGUCAGACCACGAGCGGUUGCUAGUAUACAUGUUCCUUCUCCCGCUGUCCCGAAGCUGACAAUGGCACGAUGCAGGCGUAACGUUGACAACUUCCUCGAAGCAUGCCGGAAGAUCGGCGUCGCUGAGGAGGUGUUAUUGGACGCGGAUGCAAUCAUGGAUAUGGGUUACAUGGACGCGUACGGGCUGGAGGCUUUGGCGCGUCUCGUCACCGCUCUUCUCCUUGUUCGUGAUGAGGGGGAGAGUGGCACCGAAGAGUCGGCAGGUUCACCCCGUACGAUUCAGGACCGCGUUCUGUCCGCAAUGCUUUUUGCCACAUUCCUAUCUGCCCUAGUUCUGCUAUAUCUCUUCCCGAUUCCCGAUUAGUGAGACAGUGCAACUGGAAAACCGCUAAUAUGCAAAAACAGAAGAUCGACGAGAAAAAGGGAAAAAGAAUAUCAAGAAAAAUAAAUAUUCCGAGACGGUGAUUCUCAGAAUAUUUUCUUUUUUUGACUAGCGUAAAUGUUACGUUGCGUCAUUUUCGCUUUUGAUUGUACCAAGUCUGAAAGUCAUCGUCUCGUUUGAACAACGAUAUACACGACGCUUUCAAUGUUCGUUUCACAACUCGAUAUUUUUAGGAGUAUGUGUUUAAUUACUUUUGAUUUGAUUCGUACUUAUUUAUACUUUAUAUUUAUUAAAAGCUUGAAAAAGUGUUAUGAAUCAAAUCUGAUUUUGAUGUUGAGGAUUCUCAAAUGAUGUUUGAUAAAUUUGGAACGAAGAAAAAAUGUGCAUUAACAGCUUGUUUUUCUUGUGAGUAGAGAGAGACUAAAUGUUUACGUAACAUAAACAGAAAAAUUACAGAACUACAGGGCGAUCGUCGACAUCAAAGUAAUUGUAAUUUUUUGAAGCAUAUAAAUCAAAGGCACUUGUUUAGACGCUUUAAAGAGUAUUAGAACAUAUCUUCUGCUGCAUACGGAAUUAUUAGUCCUCACCAUGGGCAAAGUACUUAGCUCACAAGAAUCGAUUUAUUCAUAAUAGUAGCUUUAAUAAGGUUGCUCGCUUUUUUUGACUUACGCUCGUGUAAGCUUCCUCGCUCGAAUAUGUGAGCGAGAAAUCUUGUAACCAGUGAAGAAUUUUUGGAGAUAGUUUUUAAGUGUUGAUAGGCAGCUUGAUGGGUCGUUUAGUCGACUAAAUAUUAUAUAAGUUUAUAUUUUUCUUUUUUUGAAGAAGUCUCAUUAUUCAUCGAUGAUUGUAACGAGAAUAUCAACGAAAGUUUAGGAGAUAAUAUCUUCUGUAAAACACCAUUUUUGUAAGCGAAAUUUCUUUUUAUUCUAUAUACUCAUUAGUUUCUUCCGAACUGUGAAUUAAUGUAAAAUCAAAGAGCGCAAUCAAAGUAGAAGGCGCUCGCAUAUCAUGUUUAGUUGUCUGUAAAUGUAUCUUACAGAAUGUACCAGUUAUAUGAUCGCCUCUUACAAUCAUGCAAGUUGGCUGUCAUCGGCUAGACCGAAAAAAAUGAUAUUUUGAUAAAAAAAGAAAGGAUAAUGAUCGAGAUCGAGAACUGAUGUGCAAUACUCGUUCAAAAAUUGUAUAAGUCGUAUAUACCUAUCCCGUUUAACUUUUCGAAUUUUCGAAAAGUAUUUAUUGCCUUCUAUACGAUGAAAACCUCAGAAUCUGCUGGUAUUGCGACAUCAUUCUCUGUGUUUAAUAUGCCUGGGUCAGCGAUUGUCCCUCAGGAAGAGAAGAAAGAGCGAACGGAAGAAUAAUUAUGAUGCCUCUCUGAUGGCAAUAUUUUUUUAAGAUUCGACCAAUGAAACGCCUUCGGCUCUUUCAGAAUUGGUGGAUCUGUGAUAGGUAGCCUGCGAGUGUUACAUGAUUCACGAAAAGGUGCUAAGGGAAUCUUUUUUUAGUUCGAGAAUUUUCUAUUUUGGUAUGUAAGGUCUAACAAAAGGAUAGUUGGAAUGUUGAGAGAUAAUAUGAUGACGUUUAUAUUAAUCCGUUAUAAGUUAGAAGCGAUAUCGCUUUCCUUAUUCGUAAUUUCGCAAGUAGAUCGAUCGUCUUCUUUAUCGAUUAUUCGGCAUAAGAAAUGUUUUCAUUUCGGGAGGGAAGAAACAAAAUAGAGCACUUUUCGAUAUUUCAUCGACCAGAUAUAGAGUUUUGGUCAUACUCUAAAAAAAUAUUCUAGUUUAGAUUGAAGUUACUUUGAUCUCAAUAUUAAUUUUAUCUGAAGGUAUGAAAAGAGCAUCUUACUGAGAAUUUUGCCAUCUCUCGUAAUUAAAUGUGAAAAUCGAGUUUGUACAUCUGUAUUAAUACAGUAUAAUUAUUUAAUUUAAUUCUAAUCAUAGUAUUGAAACUUAAACUGACAAAAUCGAUUUAAACUUUGGAAUAUUUAUUCUCUCGAUAAAAACACAGCUACACAAAUCAGUGUAAAACUGUCAAUCGAGAUCAAAGUGAUAAACAAUCUACGAUAUAUGACAGGAAAGACACGGUGCCUAUUACCUGCCAAUUUAUUUUCAUAAAAACUCGAUAAAAAUGUAGAGGGCAUGUAUCGUCUAUAUGUAAGCGUAUAUUAUACUGUAAUGUUAAGAGGACGCUCUUCAAAUUUGUAAGACGGGAUCUCUGUCG